AUGAACGAAUCGGUCUUUGCCAUUUUUUUUUCUGUUGAACAAACAGAAAAAGAAUCUGAAAGAAUUGGAAAGAAGCUGCUGCGAGGCGUGAAUGUCCCGGUGGCGCGACGUGACGGGACAUCUGGUUCGUGUGCAGGCCGUGUGCGUGCGCGCGGUCACGUGGCGUGGCGUCGUGUGCGUGUCACAAUGUACGGCCAUUGCCCGGUAUCACUCUGCACGGCAGCUACGCUGAGAACAACAAAAAUUGCUUUUUGUUCCCCCUCCCUCUCAACAGCACGCAGGCAAAGCGAAAGGAAUAAAAAGCAAUUCACACGCACACAGACCUCCGCAGAACGCACCCACUGCCAUCCUGGGCAGUGGGUGCCAUGGCAUGCCUUCCACACUCAGACAGGCCAGCAGGAACCACCCCCUCCCCACCGCUGCUGCCGUCGCCGUUGCUUUUUAGCAUUCCCCGUGCUUAGUUAA
This is a messenger RNA of Maudiozyma barnettii, 465 nucleotides long. RefSeq lists its product as uncharacterized. NCBI's taxonomy places the organism in Eukaryota, Fungi, Ascomycota, Saccharomycetes, Saccharomycetales, Saccharomycetaceae. The coding region runs from base 1 to 465 and encodes 154 amino acids. The transcript has a single exon. The record is from RefSeq and is a predicted model, not a curated record.